ACCUCAUGAGUGAAAUCCAACAUGGCCACGCAGUAGGAGGAUCACACUUCAAAUGACAAAUACAACUGAGCCGUAGUGCUGUUUUUGUAUAUUAAAGUUAACUCCCGUGUCGCGAUGUGGCUGCCACUUCACACAGUCAGCAGAAGGAGCUCCGUCGCUGCUCUUUUACAGAUUUCAAGGCACAGGGGGAAAGAUAACGUGUCCCUCUUCAGUCAUUCAGCUGGACUUCGAGCACAAACAUGCCCGGCUCUUCUGUAUAGAAAACACGGAGACCCUUCAAAAGUCGUCCAGUUGGAGGAUGUAGAUCUGCCCCCCAUAGGUGCAAAGGAUGUCCUGGUUAAAAUGCUUGCAGCUCCAAUCAACCCAUCUGACAUAAACAUGAUUCAAGGUACUUAUGCUAUCCUGCCUGACCUCCCAGCUGUUGGGGGCAACGAGGGAGUGGCCCAGGUCGUAGAAGUGGGCAGCCAGGUGAAGUCCCUCAAAACAGGAGACUGGGUCAUCCCAAAAGAUGCUGGUCUAGGGACCUGGAGGACAGAGGCAGUGCUAGCUGAGGACGAUGUAAUCUCACUUCCGAAUGACAUUCCCUUGUUGUCUGCUGCCACACUGGGAGUGAAUCCCUGCACCGCCUUCAGGAUGCUCUCUGACUUUGAAGAUCUUAAGCCAGGUGAUUCUGUGAUCCAGAACGCAGCUAACAGUGGAGUUGGGCAGGCGGUGAUACAGAUUGCUGCUGCACGGGGAUUAAACACUAUCAACGUCGUCAGAGACAGGCCAGAGUUCACACAGCUCAGUGAUAGGCUGAAGGCCAUCGGAGCAACUCAUGUGAUCAAAGAAGAGGCACUGAGGCGGCCUGAGAUUAAGGAACUGUUCAAGACCUGUCCAAAGCCUAAACUGGCACUGAAUGGAGUCGGAGGCAAGAGCGCAACAGAACUGCUCCGUCAUCUACAAUUUGGAGGAUCUAUGGUGACAUAUGGAGGGAUGGCCAAACAGCCAGUCACGGUCCCUGUGAGUGCUCUCAUUUUUAAGGAUGUGAAGGUUCGUGGGUUUUGGGUCACACAGUGGAAAAAAGAUCAGUCAAACAAUGGAACAGCAUUUAGAGUCAUGCUGGAUGAACUGUGCCACCUCAUCCGGCAGGGAAAGCUGACAGCUCCUGUCUGCACAGAGGUGGGCCUCCAAGACUUCAGCAAAGCUCUGGAUACAGCCAUGCAGCCUUUCACUUCAGCUAAACAGAUCUUGAUCAUGUGAACGCACUCAUCGACUAACUACUACACUGCAUUGACCAAAGUUUAUGAACUGAAGCGUAACCACAAGGUUGCCACUUUAUUGUUGAUGCGUCAAUCAAAUGCACUGCUCAAGAACAUAAUAAAUGUGUUUUCACAGCCGG
Messenger RNA from Dicentrarchus labrax (European seabass), 1381 nucleotides. It is a transcript of the gene mecr, whose product is annotated as mitochondrial trans-2-enoyl-CoA reductase. The transcript has 10 exons. Lineage: Eukaryota; Metazoa; Chordata; Actinopteri; Moronidae. Gene Ontology annotation, cellular component: mitochondrion. The coding region runs from base 115 to 1242 and encodes 375 amino acids. Gene Ontology annotation, biological process: fatty acid metabolic process. The record is from RefSeq and is a predicted model, not a curated record. Gene Ontology annotation, molecular function: trans-2-enoyl-CoA reductase (NADPH) activity.